Molecule: messenger RNA, 1680 nt
Organism: Mycena indigotica
Lineage: Eukaryota; Fungi; Basidiomycota; Agaricomycetes; Agaricales; Mycenaceae
Exons: 9
Coding region: 1-1680 (559 amino acids)
Biological process (GO): borate transport; monoatomic anion transport; monoatomic ion homeostasis
Cellular component (GO): fungal-type vacuole; plasma membrane
Molecular function (GO): borate efflux transmembrane transporter activity; solute:inorganic anion antiporter activity
Source: RefSeq, a predicted model, not a curated record
AUGUCCUCCCAUAGAACCAAAGCACCCCCAAAUAACGACUCUUCUUCUCCACCGUCAACUAUCCAUCCCCAGCGCAAAUCGGGAGGUUCUACAAAAUGGCUUUCCUCCGCUGGGACUGGAGUGGUCUCGGACAUCAAAGCCCGGGCUCCCUUCUAUCUCUCUGACUGGAGAGAUGCUUGGAACUACCGCGUCGUCCCUGCGACAGCACUCAUCUUUUUUGCCAAUGUACUCCCCGGUAUUGCGUUUUCUCUCGACCUCAUUGAAACUACCAACCAAUAUGGGGUUGCGGAGGUCCUGAUAUCAUCUUUCAUGGCGGCCUUCGUCUUUUCGUGCUUUGGAGCACAACCGCUGACCAUUGCUGGUGUGACCGGGCCCAUCACUGUUUUCAACAAGACAAUAUAUAAUAUCACCCAAAACCGAGCUGAUGCGCCAGUCUACUUGCAUUUCGUGGGUUGGGUGUAUCUCUGGGCAGCCAUAUUACACUGGAUAACGGCUCUUCUAAACUUCUGCAACCUGCUUAAAUAUGUGACGCUUUUCCCCUGCGAUACCUUCGGCUUCUAUGUUGCUUGGGUGUAUCUUCAAUACGGGGUCCAAGUUCUCACCCGCCAGCUGGACGACAACGUGCAAAACGCACCAGGCCCACUUGUCUCGAUCAUUCUCGCACUUUCAAUGCUGGUUGUGUCUUUCCUCUUCCAACACCUCUCGAAUAAGCCGUAUUUUAAUCGACACACAAGGCGUUUUCUCGCCGACUAUGGAAUGCCACUAUCGCUUAUUGCGUCCUCCGCGAUGGCAUAUUGGGGGAGGUUUAAUGCCGCCAACGUGGCAACGCUACCCGUGGGAAGAGCAUUUGGGGCUGCGGGAGGACGCGACUGGCUUGUCAAGUUCUGGGAGCUCGAUGGGAAAUGGGUUGGGAUCGCUUUCCCAUUUGGAUUGAUCUUAUGGGUGUUGUUCUUCUUUGACCAUAACGUUUCAUCGUUAAUGGCACAAGGGGCCGAGUUCCCACUGCGAAAGCCCCCCGGGUUCCACUACGAUUUCUUCCUACUUGGAAUUACCACUUUCAUCGCGGGCCUCAUCGGUGUUCCCGCACCAAAUGGACUGAUUCCUCAAGCGCCCAUACAUACGAAUUCCUUACUUAUAAUGAAGAAUCUCCCUUCGGAGGACGCCGACAAAGAAAAGCAAGACCACGGCGUGUACGAUUAUACCGAGCGUCCCAUUGCGGUAGUGGAGCAGCGUCUGUCAAAUCUCGCUCAAGGCGCAUUAUGUCUCGUACUCCUAACUGGCCCGUUCCUCCAUGUUCUGCACCUGAUUCCCAGGGGUGUCCUUGCUGGCUUAUUUUGGUACAUGGGUGCGGAUGCCCUCCGCGGGAAUGGGAUCACCCUCAAGCUACUCUACUUUUUGCGCGACAAAAGACUUACACCAGCGACGGAGCCCCUUCGAAGGGUCCGUAAAUCGCACAUCUUAGUCUUCGUUGGCGUGCAGCUCGUGGGGUUCGGUGCAACCUUUGCGAUCACUCAGACCAAAGCUGCAAUUGGCUUCCCGGUCAUCAUCAUGCUCCUCGUUCCUUUACGCGUCUUGCUCGUGCCCCGGUUAUCAUUCACCCCUGAGGAAUUGGCCAUUCUCGAUGGCCCGACGGCCUCCCCAUUUACAAUGGAAUCCGUUGGAGGCACGCUGAGCGGAUAG